AAAUCCCGAGUGGACCUGGAGUCGGCUGCGCCGUUACGACUAUGGCCACCUCCUCGGUGUCCAAGGGCUGCUUUGUGUUUAAGCCAAACUACAAGAAGAGAAAGAUCUCUGUUCCAAUAGAGGACUAUUUUGAUACAAAGAAAAAUGCAUCCGAAGACAGUAAACUUCGGUUUGAAACUUACCAAUUGAUGUGGCAACAGAUGAAAUCUGAGACUGAGCGGCUACAAGAAGAAUUAAAUAAAAACCUGUUUGAUAGUCUAAUUGAGUUUCUGCAAAAAUCUCAUUGCGGAUUACAGAAGAGUUCAAGGGACUGGGGUUUUCAGAUAAAACUCAGAGAAAUUCCAACUGCUGCUGUUGUGCUUGGUGUGAAUGUCACAGAUCAUGAUUCAAUAUUCCGAAGUCUAACAGAGGUCCUUCAGAAUACUGUCACACCAUAUGUAGUCUCACUGCAAGCUAAAGAUUGUCCAGAUAUGAAACAUUUUUUGCAAAAAUUGGUCUCACAGUUGAUGAAUUGCUGUGAGGAUGUAAAAUCCAAUGAGGAAGGAAGUGUUCAUGUCACCCAGAAAAGGACACAUUAUUCAAUGGAUUUGCUUUUUGAUUGGUACAAGACUGUCACACAGAAGGCCGAGCCAAAACUUCCAAGCAAAAAGAGGACUUCUUCUCACCAAUGGCAGUGUUCCCCUGUUGUGCUCGUCUUAAAGGACAUGGAAAGCUUCACCACUAAAGUGCUCCAGGACUUCAUCACAGUCAGCAGUCAACAUCUUCACGAAUUUCCACUCAUACUCAUUUUUGGUAUUGCCACAUCUCCUGUAAUCAUUCACCGGUUGCUUCCUCAUGCAAUAUCAUCUCUUUUAUGUAUAGAACUGUUCCAGACAUUAUCUUGCAAGGAGCACCUGUCUUCAGUACUUGAUAAGGUACUUCUUACAACUCAAUUUCCCUUUAAAAUAAGUGAAAAAGUGUUGCAAGUUCUGACCAAUAUCUUUUUGUAUCAUGAUUUCUCAAUUCAAAACUUCAUCAAAGGCCUUCAGCUUUCUCUAUUAGAGCAUUUUUAUUCUCAGCCCUUGAGUGUUCUUUGCUGUGAUCUCCCAGAAGCCAAAAAAAGAAUAAAUUUUUUAUCAGCUAAUCAGUGUGAAAACAUUCUACGUCUCCCUUCAUUUCAGAGGCAUGUGGAAAAGCAAACACCAGAAAAGCAAGUUGCACUCUUGACCAAUGAGAGAUCUUUGAAGGAGGAAGCACAAUCAUUACUAGAAAACCUGCAUACUUACCAUGUAAAUUACUUCCUGGCUUUGAAAUGUCUUCAUAACUUUACCUCUUCUCUUCCUAAGUACCCACUGGGGCGACAGAUCAGAGAGUUGUACUGUGCGUGUUUAGAAAGGAACAUACGGCAUUCAAAGGAGUAUGCAUCGGCCUUACAGCUACUGAGGAUGUUGGCAAAAGAUGAACUGAUGACCAUGCUUCAGAAAUGUUCCAGUGUUUUUAAGUCCUCUUCUGAAAAUCAGCUUGACAACACAGCAAAGAAAAUCGAGGAGUUCCUGGCCCAGUUUGAGAGCCUUGAUGCAGAUGUCAAGGAGGAAGAAGACAGUUCUGGGUCACAGGCAAAGGGACUUCAGAAGACAGACCUCUAUCAUCUUCAGAAGUCCCUCCUGGAAAUGAAGGAGUUAAGAAGAACAAAUAAGAAGCAAACCAGGUUUGAAGCACUCAGAGAAAAGGUUGUGGACUUCAUUGACUGUCUGGUGAGAGAUUAUCUUUUGCCUCCAGAGACACAGCCUUUGCAUGAGGUGGUUUAUUUCAGUGCUGCCAACACCCUUCGUGAACACUUAAAUGCUGCUCCACGAAUAGCCCUCCAUACUGCACUCAACAAUCCUUACUAUUAUCUCAAGAAUGAAGCCCUGAAAAGUGAAGAAGGCUGCAUUCCCAAUAUUGCCCCAGACAUCUGCAUAGCAUAUAAGUUGCACCUGGAAUGCAGCAGGCUAAUCAACCUUGUGGACUGGUCAGAGGCUUUUGCAACAGUUGUCACAGCUGCUGAAAAUAUAGAUGCAAAGUCUACACCUUCUGAAGAAAUGAGUGAAAUUAUCCAUGCUCGGUUUAUCAGAGCCGUUUCUGAACUGGAACUUUUAGGAUUUAUAAAACCAACCAAACAGAAGACUGAUCAUGUUGCACGACUAACAUGGGGAGGCUGCUAGAAAGAAAAUUAUUGGAUUACACUGCACUAGAAAAGACACGGCUAACCCAAACAGGUGUAAGUCAUUUUCAGAGUAGUUUAGAAUCCAACAAUGAUUACAUUUUAACUAAGAUUUCCUACAGGUUAUAUUAAUUACUAUACUAAGUCAUUACUACGUUAUAAAUAAGCCAUUCUUAAACAUAGUAUAUAAAUGUACUAAAUUCCUUUAUCCAGGAAUAAAUUAUUUGCAAUUGGCUCAGCAAUACUCAUUCCUCUCUUUAGUAUGUAUACAGUAACAAAAAAGCUUUCUCCUGGCUAUUACCUAACAUCCUAAAUUACCCAUCUCCUGUGUAAUGGCCGUAUAUGUUCUACUUCUGGAUAACCCAUCAUGGAGUCUUAAGAGUCUACAAGGCCUGGGCCCGGCACAGUGGCCUAGCAGCUGAAGUCUUCACCUUGAACAU
Molecule: messenger RNA, 2622 nt
Organism: Ochotona curzoniae (black-lipped pika)
Lineage: Eukaryota; Metazoa; Chordata; Mammalia; Lagomorpha; Ochotonidae
Gene: ORC3
Product: origin recognition complex subunit 3
Exons: 20
Coding region: 42-2183 (713 amino acids)
Biological process (GO): DNA replication initiation; DNA replication
Cellular component (GO): nuclear origin of replication recognition complex; nuclear pre-replicative complex; DNA replication preinitiation complex
Molecular function (GO): DNA replication origin binding
Source: RefSeq, a predicted model, not a curated record